This is a messenger RNA of Racocetra fulgida, 1718 nucleotides long. The record is from the annotation of a GenBank genome assembly. Lineage: Eukaryota; Fungi; Glomeromycota; Glomeromycetes; Diversisporales; Gigasporaceae.
UUUCUUCUAAUUCCCAAGAUGUCCGUCGAUCUGAUAGACUUCGAGAUAAACAUAAACUUAUUGAAAAAGAAAGAAUCCCUCAACUUCCUGACGAUAUUAUUCAUAAUAUAUUUGAAUUGGUGGCUUUUCAAUGUAGAUUCGCUUGUUUAUUAGUCUGCAGAAAAUGGUGUAGGCUCAUGGUUCCUAUAAUUUGGAGAACUCCUUUUGCUACUAAAUAUAUAAAAUAUCCUUGGACUGGUGGAAAAUUUUGGUUAUCCGAUAUAAUUGCUACUUAUAUCGCUUGUCUCGAUCCUCAAAGCAAAUUCUUUUUAAGGCAACAUGGUAUUAAAAUUCCUCAUUCUAAAAAACCUUUAUUUCAAUAUCAAAACUUUCUUUACGAAUUUCAUUUACCUCAACUUGAAAAAGUCGUUAUCAAUUGGUAUAGUAAUAGUCAAAAUAUUGAUCAAGAUUUGAAAUAUUUAUGUUGGCAUUGGAGAGAACCAACUGAUCAAAGAACUAAAGUUAUUAAACGAAGAAUUAUGCUUUUAAUGACUGAAAUUUCAAAACUUUUAUUCAAUUCCGCUUAUAUUAAAAGAACUGAUUUCACUAUUCAAUUUAACAGUAUCUUUGUCCCUCCUUUGGAUACUUUUAAUAGAUUUUUGGUUUUCUCUGAAGAUAUUACUUUUUUGAAAAUUUGUAAUAGUGAUUCUAAUAUUAACUUUCCUGAAAACCUUCGUGAAAGUACAAAUGAUCUUUUAUCUUCAAUGAACUCUUCUUUUCAUAAUCUUCAAUAUAUUGAUAUAACCGGUCAUGAUGUUCUGAAUCCCUUAAUUAUUUCCUUAAUCAAAAAUCAAAGUCAUCUUCGUUCUCUCGUAAUUCGUUGGGCUAGAGUCAUUAAUCCUAUUCUUAAAAUUUUAUCUUCAAGUACCUUUGCUACCUUAUCUUGGCUUGGAUUUGAUAUGGUGCACGCAAGAUUAAAAACUUUUCAAUUAUUAUCUGCUUGCAAAAAUUUAGUUUCUUUGGUUUUGUACAACGUCAUGGAACUUCACGCUGAACCUGAAAUUAAUAUUCCUUGGGAUCUAGUACGUCCUCUUUCCGUUAAAAAACUCUUUAUUUUCGAUGAUGGUCGAUACGCAACAAACAUUCGUCCAAGUUUCAUUGAAAUUUUUCGUAUUGUUAAAGAAUGUUUGCAAGAACUUACAAUAGACAUUUUAUAUCCGCAUCAAUCAAGAGACAUAAUUAGUGCCAUGAUGGAAACUUGCUCAAAUAUCAAAUAUCUGGCUCUUCAUAUCAAACAAAUAGAUACUACCGAUGAAUUUAAUAAAUGUGAAUUUUUUCCUGAAUCUUUAACUUAUUUGGAUUUAGAUUCUUAUAUUACCCCAAAAGAAUUAGAAGCUUUAUUAAGAUCUACUACGCAUGUUAAUUUUAAAAAAAUUGGUUUAAAUUCUACUAAAGGAAUUACCGAUGAACAUUUACAUAUUUUAAUGAAAUAUUCUGAAUUUUACAAAAGUCUUGAAGAAGUCACUUAUGAUAGAUGGGUGGUUCAACAUAUGAAUAGGUUUGAUAGGUUUGAUAGAAGGAUGAUGUUUACUUGUAAUAAUGGUUUGAAAUUUUCAGAGUUAUCGGAUGAAAAGAUGGAAAAGGCUGGAAAAUUUAUUAAGGUUAUUAGAAGGGAACAAUUUUUACCUUUUGAAAACCCUUUAACAAAAUAUCAUGAUUAUAAAUUACCUUGGGAAUAG